CUGAAGGUUGCAGAAGCUGCGCAAAACAUUUGAGAAUUAGGGUUAGGGUUUGAGAUUGAUUUUUUGGGUGCGAAAUAAGCAGACAGAAACGGCGACGAUGAUCUACGACGUCAAUUCUCCUCUUUUCCGAUCCUUCCUCAGCCAGAAGGGAGGUUCCUCCGAUAAGAGGAAAAUAGAAGAGCAGAGGCCAAAGGAGCACAAACCUAAAGCGAAUGAGAACAAGCCUGUUAUGACAGAGUGAAAGCAGCUUGGGAUGUCAGCUCUCUCAAUUGGAUAGUUGGUAGGCUUUUUAAAGGCUGUGAGCUGCCAUGAAUUGAUGAAAGCUUGUUUAGAAUGAAGUGUCUAUUCGGAUGUGGUUGUUAUGUUUAGUAAGCUUGUUAAUGACACUUUUUUGGACGCCUUUGCAACUCUUGGGUAAUUUUGGGGAACGAAAAACAAAAAAGCGUGAAAUUUAUUUGUCAGUUUGCAAUUUUAUUGGUA
Molecule: messenger RNA, 480 nt
Organism: Morus notabilis
Lineage: Eukaryota; Viridiplantae; Streptophyta; Magnoliopsida; Rosales; Moraceae
Product: wound-induced basic protein
Exons: 2
Coding region: 98-241 (47 amino acids)
Source: RefSeq, a predicted model, not a curated record